AUUGGAUAUGUGAGGAGUUUUAAAGUGUACGUCAGCUGUUUUUAUUACAUACAUCAGUUGACUUUAAUUUAUACGUCAUAUGUAUUAGUUAUAUUUGGAUGAGUCACGUACUACUCAAAAUUUAGUCGAUAAAAUCCGGUCAUACUUCGGAAGAUUAGUAGGGAAAUAGCAUAAAAAUAGUCUAGAAACAUAAAACUUCAGGCAAGCUAAAAAAGGUAGAUAAUUAUUAAUUCGCGAGUGUUAUAGAAAUGAAAGAGUAAAGAACUCUUGAAUUUUUUGUCACUUGCCCUUGGCAGGUAACAAAGUAGACAUGUGGCUCAGCUUUAACGUGAAAGGAAUUUCUCUAUGUCUUCUCUAUUUCAUUAAGGAAUGUCCCUUUUCAUCUAUCGUAUUCGCUGUUAUUUUCCAUUUUUUUUUUGUUUGCUCAUGGUUGUUUCGUUACGAUCAUGUUCUGUUAUCCCACCUUGAGUUCGUCUGCGUUAUUUUGGUUGUUCAGUGUUUGUGUUACACAAUCUGAUAAUAUCUACAGUCAGGUGUUUCGUAAGCUUAGAGAGCCAAAUCUCUCCAAAUAGGUGUUUGCUACUAAUAUGAGAGAAGUCCUAUGGUUUCAUUCAAAUUCAUCGCAUUCACAAACAGGUUUCUACAACAAUGCCGUUUACCAUCAACCACUUUAACUUUAUCUAAUUAGACGCACUAGUUAAUCAUUAUAUUUUUUUAUCGGAUCAUGAAUAAAAAUAUGUUGAACCAACUGCUAUGAGUUGUAUUGAAUUAGCUAUAGCAGAAAUACGACCUGAUUACAGGUUCAAAUUAAAUGCUUCGAUAAAUUAUUCCCAAAAUCGUUUGACUCUGUUGUAAGUUCCCUUGCUAAAAACCUAAUACUAACAUUGUCGGGACACAAAGCUGUUACGAGGCUGCACGGACCUUCAAAUUGUUGGGUUUAUUCAACUGUUAUGACUUGUUUUUUUUAAGUGAAACUCCCUGAGUGAUAUAUAUUACUGACUAAAUUUCCAUAGCAAAGCUGAAGUUCCGUUUUUGCUAAGAGUAACUUUAAGAUGUAUUUAUUGUGCUAGGACCUUUGUAUAGCUGGAAAACGAGAUUUAUUGCACUUGAUAUCCUGUGAUUAUCCCCUUGGGGACAUUGAGCGUUUUCACCUCAUGCUUCCUUUCUAAACCAAGCUUAUUAUAAUGAGUGGCUUCCAGUAUACUGAAAACAGUUUCGGAUGUGAUAAAUAAUGUGUACGAUUUACAUAGUCUUGUUAACAUCGAAUUGUAGUGAUGUGUUACAUUGUAACCUCUGCCACAUCGCCACUGUUUGGUUUAACGGCGAAACCAACUGAGAAGUUGUCACCCAAAUGCACCACUCACGGCUGACCAAUUUUGACAUUUUUGUAUUUUUUUCAUUUGUGUUGAUAGUUUAAUACUUAACUCAGUUUUGAGCCUCGUAAGUUUCUUAAUGAGCACGGUUAAGAGCUCAAUCUAGCGCUAAGUGACAUGUAUACUGUACUACAAAGUAAGUUGGAUAAAGAAAUCUGUUGGUUGGAGCACAGUCAACUGAACUCAUGAUAUUUGUAAGCCAGCUUACGUAGGCAAUUAAUUUCUGUUAAAUGCAAAGAACGCGGGAUUUACUAAUUCUUCUGAAAGUCGAAAUGGUACUUAAAUUUAGGAACUGUAUGUCUUACGCGUUCGCGGUUCUGUGUUAUGAUAAAAACUACACGUGCAUUUUGUUACAUUUUAUACUCCUUACCUUGCUCACUAUUAUUCUGUUGUGCCCGUACUGAGCAGCGGUUACAGAAUAACGUUCGAAAAUUAACUUUAGAUUUCGGACAUUACUUUGCACUCAUAGCAUCACUAGGACUCUAAGCAGUUGCUUAUGUGAGUCAUAUGUUUAUCUAAUUUGAAAAAGAUAAGGUUGAAUACAGACUUUGCAUGCUUAAAACAUACCUUUUCUGAUAAUCCUCCUUAAGUGAAAAACGUUUGCUUGGAUCUCUCAACAUCGGUUAUCAGAAUGUAUCUUGACGCCAGAAACAAUCCACGUCUAUAUAGAGGUAACAGAUAUAUACGUCAAGCAAAUGGGACCACUCAUCGUGCCUCUUCUCGUCCAGUAACAUCAACACCUGCCUAUGGAUAUCCAAGUUCAAUAACAGAUAAUUUUAACAGUGGAUCUGAACAUCGUAACCAUUAUAGACCAUGUGACCGCCUUCGCUAUCCGUAUAGGAGAAAUAAUCACUGGAUAACUGUCAGUGGCUUUUCAUGCCUUACUUCAAGAAACUCUGACCACAGAAGAGGUUUUCCAUAUCCUAGAUAUGAAUCUGGUGGCCAUCAAAUUAUUGGGACGCUAUCAACCUCUGAGUCUUCAACCAAUCCAAACUAUUCGGUUGAGUCCACCUACCUAGUUCAAGCUGGUUCUUCAGAAAAUGAUGCCUCCUUGUCUGUUCGGCAACGACCAAAUUCUAAUUUGAAAGUAAAUUGUGAACCCAAAAAUCAUGAUAAUUUAAGAAGUGAGUCGAUUUCUUGCAGCUUCUCUAUAAAUAUAAACGUGAUACAUUAUUUGCAUCAAGAGAUAUAUAAUCAAAAAACGAUACAAUGGAUCCUAAAGAAAUAACCCACGAAAUAAAUAAUAAACAACGGAAUAAUUAAAACAGAAAUAGUCAAAAGAUAUAUUUAGAGAGUGUCUUUCUCAUUUCUUUUUGUAAUUGAUCAUUUAUAGGACGGAAAAUGUUGCAAAUUAUUUAUCAGUUUUGGUUUUAAAUUACAUCUGAACACAUCUUUACCCAAUCCUCCUUCAAAUUGAUGUUCUUUGUACAUCUGUUUUGAUACCCUUUAACAUUGACGUCGGUGUAAUUCCGAUAGGUAAAAGCAAAGUAGGUCUAACUGACCAGAACAUUAUUAAGGAAAACUGCAAUAAUAGACUGAAAUCCUCGAUCGACGUGAUUUAUCAUAUUCAACUAUAUCUUUGCUCCAAUGAAUUGCAGCUCGCUUGCAAUAACUUAUAAGUUCUACAACUAAAUAAAUGAUCUCACCAAAGAGGCACGUACAAUUUGUAUUAUGAUCCUGUCUCUGUGUUUCACAAACAGUAUCGAACUAAAUUUUACGACUAGGAUUUGUUAUGGUAAUUAGUCUUCCUAAUUAUUCCUAUUCAAGGAUAGUACUUCCUAUCUGUUUGUAUAUCGAAAUCAAAACAGAUUCCCCGAUGAAUACUUUCAUUUAAGCACUUUUGAUUUAGACGUUAUUCCGUCUUUCAUAAUUUAAUAACUGCUAGCAUUUGCGUAUAUAUAAAUAACGACUCCUUAUUAUACGUAUACGUCCAUCCCUAAUCGUGAUUGGUAAUAGCAGUUCCUGCAGAUUUCUCAUGUUUAUUUUGUUUAUUGAUCUUGUUCUCAGUCACUGGAUGUUAACUGGAUGUAUGUUUUACGUAGUUAUCGUUCACGUUGUUUUCGUCCCUUUUUGAGUGCCUACAUUUUAUGGCGAUAUUUAUUAUAUCUAUUGGUCAGGUAACCUUAUCGAUGGAUUGCGCAAUAGCACAUAUCAGUGCAUGGUAUGCAUUUCAGAAAUUCGUGUUUCUGACCCAAUAUGGUCAUGUGCUACCUGUUAUCACAUUUACCAUCUAUCAUGCAUUAGGUCUUGGGCCAAAAAAUCAUUUCAGGAAACUAACAUCGAAUCUGAUUCAACUCCCGUUUGGCGCUGUCCAUCUUGUCAAACAAAUUAUGAUUUGUCUCCCAAACUAAUUUCUUACCGAUGCUUUUGUGGACGCACUGAAAAUCCUGAAUUUCACCCUGCUCGUAUGACAAUACCACAUGGUUGUGACCAGGUUUGCAAUAAAGUGAAACGUAUAACUCUUGCAUCCAGUUUGUCUGAUUAUCGGUGCACUCAUCUUUGCACAGAACUUUGUCAUCCAGGUCCAUGCCCUCCAUGUUUAGCAACUAUCACUUUGAGUUGCCCAUGUGGAAAAUCUCAACGUUCUGCUACUUGUGGUGAUCCUAAUCUUCAACCUUGUGGUCAAAUAUGUAAACGCCAGCUUUCAUCUAAUUGCGCAACUGGUUUUCACACAUGUUUAUCAAUUUGUCAUUAUGGUUCUUGUAAUCCUUGUCAGUGGACAAUUGAAACAGCUUGUUUUUGUGGUCAGAAUAAUAGUGUAAAGUUGAUUUGUGGCAGUAAUGAAAUACGAAAAUGCACUUUUUCUCAGAAAGAUUUACAAACUUUACGUACUGCUUUUGUGGAAUUUCAAAGUAAAAUAACCAGUCACGAUUAUUCUGAUAUUUUAAAACUCCAGAAAAUUUCAAUUACUGAUGACUUAUCAUUACAUGCUAAUGAUGAUUUAAACAAUAGUUUAUCCCCUCAAUUAUCCAAAAUUGAUACCCAUAAUACUGAUUCGACUAGAAUAAUUGAUGAUAAUAAUAAACAAAUUAUUUCAUCUGAUUUACUAUUGGUUAAAAUUGGUCCUACUUUCUCAUGUAAUCGUGUGUGUGGUCGUCAAUUAAGUUGCAACAAUCAUAAGUGUUCGAAAUUUUGUCAUUCUGGAGAAUGUCCACCGUGUGCGCUUGAUCCGGCAUGGUGUUUAACUUGUCCUUGUGGAAAAACACCUCUCACUAAAUUGGUAUCAACAGGUUGUUUAUACGGCAAUCGAAAAUCUUGUACGGAUCCUCUACCUACUUGUCCUAAUAUCUGUGGGCGUCCUAGAUCACUAUGUGGUCAUACAUGUUCAGAAUAUUGUCAUACUGGCCCUUGUCCUCCAUGUGAAUUAUCUAUUUCACUGAAAUGUCGUUGUGGACAAAGUUCAAAAGUAAUGACAUGUCAAGAGUUCUCUAAAUUAUCAGAUAAAGAAGGCGUUCCUGAACUCUGUUGUCAACGCAUAUGUAAGAAGAAAUUAAUUUGUGGUCGACAUAAAUGCAAAACAUUAUGUUGUAAUGAUACUAUGCACUCAUGCCCUGAAAUCUGUGGCCGUCGAUUAUCUUGCCAACUACAUCAUUGUGAAGAACAGUGUCAUUCAGGCCCAUGCAAUUCUUGUUGGCGUGGUGUGAUUUAUUCAGAACUAGCAUGCCGUUGUGGUCACACGAUACUGCAUCCCCCACAGCCCUGUGGAUCUAGUGCACCUGAAUGUAAUCAACCUUGUAGUCUCACACAUAAUUGUGAUCAUCCAGUUAAACAUACGUGUCAUAUGGAACCUAAGUGUCCACCUUGUACAGUCAUAAUGAAUAAAGUUUGUCCAGGAGGACACGGAGUACAGUUUAAAGUGCCUUGUUUUCAAGAAGUUCGAAGUUGUGGUCGAAUUUGCAAUAAACCACUUUCAGGUUGCUCGCAUCUUUGUCAGCGUAAAUGUCACGCCGGUCCUUGUUCGGAUCUCACUACAUCCGACGAAGAAUGUAAUACUGUAUGCGUCCAACCCUGUCAGAAACCUCGUCCUGGUUGCGGACAUCCAUGUGGUUUACCUUGUCACGAAGUUCGAAAUCAAUCAUGCUUGGAGGCUUUUGCUAAUCACGGUUCAGAAAGCCAAUUGAUUUGUACUGCAUUAGUAGAUGUCGUCUGUCGCUGUGGCAAUCUCAAACAAAAGCAACAAUGUCAUCAGGUAUAUACAAAUCAAUAUCUACUUUUGGAGCAUGAGCGCAGUAUGAGCAGUGCACCAUUGACAGGUAGCCAUUCACUAUUUACUGAGCAUGAUCCUCAAAAGCCAAUACCUCUAUUAGCUUGUGACAAUUCUUGUACUAGUUCUACAGAAUCACAUGCAACCAAUCAAUAUGCUAAUACAAGCACUUGGAAGCGAGGUUUUACGAACAGUUCUGAUGCUAUAUUGCCUAACUCAGAUGAAGAUGAAUGUCCAUUUGAUCCUCCGGAAUAUUCUGAUCACUUAAAGCAGUUUGCACUAAGAAAUUUUACUUUUGUUGAAAAUAUUGAAGAACAAUUGAGAAGUAUGAUUAUACAAUUCUUGAAAUCCAAUAUUGAACCUACUGAUCCAAAUAAUCCCAAAGAAUACCCCCGGGUUUUAGUUCAUCAUUUUUCGCCUAUGAAUAAAAGGAAACGUAGAUUCAUUCAUGAUAUUGUAGAAUACUAUGGUAUGGAAGCUUGUACAUAUGAUCCGGGACCUAACUGUCAUGUAAUGGUUAUCGCGAGACGUGGGUAUUCAAAACUACCUGCAGGAUCAAUGAGUAAUCGUGGAAGCCUAACCAAUGUACUCAAACGAGAAUUUCCUGGAGCCGUGAAGCUUUCCAACGAACAACCAGAAUCGGUAAAAGAUCCUAAGACUGACUGCAAUGUAUUACCUGUCUCAAAUAUUUCGACUUUGUCUUAUGCUCAAAUACUACGUGGAAAACUUACUUAAUAGAACAGACUUUCAUUCUAUAGUUGAAAUAAGAUUUACCUUUUUGUGACACACAGUCUUCCAGAUUCAUUCGAUUUUUAUUCGGUUUAAUCCCUUUAUCCUGUUGUAUUUACAUGACGUUAUAUUUCGAACUGAAUAUUCAUAAAUUGCUUGAGUCAUUGAUAAUAUUUACCUACGAAUAGUCCACUCUGUACGGUUAGUAAAUCCCUCACUAUCGUAAUCCACCUCAUAGUGUUGCUAUUCUAUGAAAUUAUAUGAAGGUCAAGUAGUGUAU
This is a messenger RNA of Schistosoma spindalis, 6586 nucleotides long. The record is from the annotation of a GenBank genome assembly. NCBI's taxonomy places the organism in Eukaryota, Metazoa, Platyhelminthes, Trematoda, Strigeidida, Schistosomatidae.